AUGGCUGAAGUGGAUUUUAACAAUUUCGCAAAAGCUGGUCUACCCGAUCAAAAUCCUCCACCGUAUCAAGCUCCGCCUUAUCCCACUCAUACACCCCAAACAUUUCAACCAGGACUACAAUCGCAAUAUAACGUAACUGUGGGUCACCCGCCUACGUCUGCUGUCUUUGUUACACAACACAUACCAUUUCUGGGUAGUCAGCCAGCUUCCAUAACGUGUUCUGUGUGUCGAGCUCAGGUGAUUACACGUGUGGAUUAUGUGAGCGGUCCUGCUGCAUGGUUAAUAUGCUUCAUAAUAGCAAUGUUUGGUGGGAUAUUUGGUUGUUGCCUCAUUCCCUUUUGUGUGGAUUCACUGAAAGAUGCCUAUCAUUAUUGUCCAGUGUGUAACGCACAAAUUGGCAUAAGAAAAGUAAUGUAA
Didymodactylos carnosus is the source of this 417-nucleotide messenger RNA. Lineage: Eukaryota; Metazoa; Rotifera; Eurotatoria; Philodinida; Philodinidae. The record is from the annotation of a GenBank genome assembly.